This is a messenger RNA of Gastrolobium bilobum, 1066 nucleotides long. Its product is annotated as LEAF RUST 10 DISEASE-RESISTANCE LOCUS RECEPTOR-LIKE PROTEIN KINASE-like 1.4. Gene Ontology annotation, biological process: protein phosphorylation. The record is from RefSeq and is a predicted model, not a curated record. The coding region runs from base 76 to 936 and encodes 286 amino acids. NCBI's taxonomy places the organism in Eukaryota, Viridiplantae, Streptophyta, Magnoliopsida, Fabales, Fabaceae. Gene Ontology annotation, molecular function: protein kinase activity; ATP binding. The transcript has a single exon.
UCUUUCCUUAGGUCCUCUAUUUUGUAUAAAUUGGAAUUAGUACACUUUUUUUUUAAAGAUUAUAUCACGUCUAGAAUGUUAAUCCCAACAAUUUCAACAUAUAUUUCUUCUUAUGACAUGCUCUUGUGUUUAGGAAAACUUAGAGAUGGGCGUAAGGUUGCAGUUAAACGUUUCCAUGAAAAGAGUGACAAGACCGUGAAGCAAUUCAUGAAUGAAAUUAACAUGCUAAGUCUCUUGCAGCAUCAAAACCUCGUUUCAUUCUAUGGAUGCACUCAUCUAGACAGCAAUGAAUACCUGCUAGUGUACGAGUAUGUCUCAGGUGGCACUCUUUCUAAGCAUCUUGAUGCAAUUUCUGGCAGCAAACUAGCAUGGCAUACCAGAUUGAAUAUUGCCAUUGAGACUGCAACUUCAUUGGUAUUUCUUCACAAUUCAGGUAUCAUCCACCGUGAUGUAAAAGCAAGCAACAUUCUGUUGGAAGAGAGUUUUAGAGUUAAAGUGGCAGAUUUUGGACUCUCAAGAUAUUUUCCAGAUUUUGUUACUCAUGUUUCAACUGUUCCAGUAGGAACUCAUGCUUACAUAGAUCCAGAUUAUUAUCAAUCUGGCAGAGUUAGUGACAAAAGUGAUGUCUAUAGCUUUGGGGUGGUCUUGUUUCAGCUUAUAUCAUCCAAAUGCCCAAGUGUCAAGGAGGGAAACGAGUUUGUCACUCUUGCUCACUUUGCAAUGAAUAAAAUCAUAAACAAGGCAUUGGAGGAGCUCGUGGAUCCAAGUCUUGGGUUUGAUUCAGACAAAAACAUAAUGGAAAUGAUAACAGCUGUGGCAGAGUUAGCAUUUCAGUGCGUGCAGUGUCCCAAGGAACUAAGACCAUCUAUGAAACAGGUGCUAGAGAUCCUCAAGGGCAUAAGGAAGGGAACAUGGGGAUUCAACCAGAUAACAUAGUCUUAAUUUCUAGCCAGCAAUGCAGGCUCCUGAGGCCAUGUAUCAAACCAUUCAUUGUUAUUUUGUAUGUUAUUAGAGUAUAUGAAUCUGAGUGUGAAAAGUAAAAGUCCUUAUCAAUUAUAUUGACAAU